GACAGUGCCCAGGUGGGCCUAAGAGGGCAGCCCCAAGUCGCGUACGUUGUCGCGUCUCCCAGGUCGACAAUUGCAUACUGACCCCACCAUCGUGACAUUUCCGCCGCCCUAUUCAACACUUUUUGGACUCAUCCAUGUCAGAGUCCGCUCUCAUGGGCUUGCCAUCAGCCUCGACAUGUCCUACUACGAUCUCGACGCCAUCUUGACAGACGCGGAGAAGAUACCAUGUACCUUCGAACUGGACGUGCCUGAGCUCGGGUACCUCGACAACAAUCCGUCUCAUCCCCUCAAGUCAGGCACUGCCGUUGGGCUCCCACUGUGGCUGGCCGAGCUGCUUGCCCUCGCCACCCGACAACCCGCAUCUCGCUCUCCCGAUGAUCCCGGCUCCUUUGUGACGCUUAAUAUUCCGCCCGCGCUCUCCGAGAAUGUCAUGGCGGCGCUGAAGGCAGACCCUCGCGCAGUUCCUUUGCGAGACCAGGCACAUAACUUCUAUGGUCUUGGCACGCGCAUGCUCGAUCUCUUUGACGAGCCAGAGAUAUGCGCCAUCUUGCGUAAGACGUUUGUCACGAGAGCGGCCGAUGUCGCAUUACAUGGCCGAAAGGCAGGUGCCACGGACGAUAUGGGCACCGCGGCUGGCAGUGAGUUCCUCCGGGGCCUCGACGAGUGGGAGCGCAGACUGUUCCGCAGGGCACAUGAAGGGGCGAAAGGCACCAAGGAAUGGAUGGAGGCUGUCAAGAAAUAAACGAGAGGAUACACGGUCCAGUCUCGACGGGGACAAAGUGACUUAUUGUGCAUAAUUCAGUUGCACUGUAGGGCGUUUCGGUGUUGCAUUUCCAAUGCGUUCUGGUUUUCACGGCACGGCGUCGCGUUUUUGGAGUAUUUUUACAGUGGCAUCUUGGUAGUUCUGGGAUCGUAUCGCCAGUUGCGUGGACGCAGCUCAAUGAUGCAUCAAUCAGUCUAGAGUCUCAGGAUCAUUCGAGAUACCCAGGCUGCGUAACGCGGUACAACACAUGCUCGUGUUUGAAUGUUAGCUGCGGGUCACAUUGAGACAGUGCCACGGCAGUGAAUCUCACACGGUACACAACGCCUCCGGUCUGCCCCAAGCUAGCUCCAAGGAUUUCCAGAUGUUCAGAAAACCACUGGCAGACUGACGGGUGCUGCAGCC
Molecule: messenger RNA, 1165 nt
Organism: Microdochium trichocladiopsis
Lineage: Eukaryota; Fungi; Ascomycota; Sordariomycetes; Xylariales; Microdochiaceae
Product: DNA replication complex GINS protein psf-3
Exons: 2
Coding region: 176-742 (188 amino acids)
Biological process (GO): mitotic DNA replication initiation
Cellular component (GO): GINS complex
Source: RefSeq, a predicted model, not a curated record